AUGGAGGCCCAUGUAAUAGAGAGCCUAACUGAAAUGAGCCCACUGGCCCAAAUGUCCGAAGAAUACAACAAAUGGAGAACGUCAAUUAUUUCCGACUUCAUUAGUAACUUCAAUGAUUUAAAUAGUGUAAGUAAUCCAAGAUGCCAAGGAAUUUACAGAAGCUUAAACCACUGGUUGGAUGAUAAUCGUGACGAGUUUAUCCUGAACAAGGCUAAAUUAUUUGGCAUCACAUCUCCGGAAGAUGCAUGGCUAACAUCUAUAGAGAACCCCCUGGUGGAAAAAAUCGAGUCCUUAGAUUAUUUAUCACUAUUUAAAAGAGCCCCUUAUAAAUAUCCAAAAAAUUUAAGAGAUGUCCUCGGGGAAGUAGAAGAGUUUCUAGACGAAAGAGAUAUAUACAUUCAGGAACUGGACAUGGAUUGUACAUCUGACGAGUAUUUACUUUUCAAAGACUGGAUUAACAGAAAGAAAGAUUAUUUGACAAACCACGUCGAUUGGCACUUGGUAGAAAAAAAUGAAAAAGACAUUCCACCCGCACUCAAGUCAAGGUUCGACUUGAACAACGUAUUCAAACCUGAGUCCUACUGCAGAGCUGGUACGUCACAUAGGAAUUUACCAAACAAUGGAAAUCUCGUGAAAACGUAUGAACCUCCCAUUCUAAAUAAAGACGUUACUGCCAUUGUCCCUAAAAGUUUCUGGGCCAAUCUUCCCGAAAGCCUGAUCCAUUUAAAUCCGAUUAUAACUGUCGGUAUCAUUGUCAUGCAAUUCUUUUUGUUCUAUUUCCUUCUGCAAAAGAACUUCUCUGAUGACUUCGACGUAGACGGAAGAUACCCCAGAAGAGAGCUAUCCCCUGAUGGCGAGGAACUCUAUAACCCGGACGGCACCAUAAACCCUGCUGUACUUGGAAGAGGAAAUAAAUCAAAAAAUGAAUACUACGCUUUUUACCCUGUGAAACCAAACAAGGGAAAGGAUACUAACGAAAAAAAGGAGAAGAAUGUCCAUGAUAAUGGGGCUAGGUCGUCACGACAUAAAGCGAAAGGAUUAAGUAAAAAGGAACUAGCAAAAUUAAAAAAAGAAAAUUUACCAGACGAAAUCGAUGUGGAAAAUUUGACGAAAAAACAUACCUACGUAUUCCCAAAUGAACACAACGAUGGACUGACCAUCAUUGAUAUAUACGUCCCAUUACACAACAAUGGCGAGGAAGUGAUGGAGUUGACCAAGGAAGAAGUUUUGGAUGUCUGCAGGGAGCUAUUUAGAAAUAGAAAAGUUCAAAAAACAAUGUCAGAUGAGGAUAAAGAAUUAGUCAAGAACGGAAAGAAAUACGUUGUUCUGUAA
Messenger RNA from Plasmodium inui San Antonio 1, 1332 nucleotides. RefSeq lists its product as hypothetical. The transcript has 2 exons. Lineage: Eukaryota; Apicomplexa; Aconoidasida; Haemosporida; Plasmodiidae. The record is from RefSeq and is a predicted model, not a curated record. Bases 1 to 1332 code for a protein of 443 amino acids.